AUGGCCAACCAGGAAAAAACGGGCAACAGUUGGAAUAAAAUUACAAUACCAACAUAUUCCAAAAAAGGAUUGGUCAGAAGGGUAAUUUGGCAUGGGCCCUCCGAGUUUGAAGGGCCUUUAAAAAAGGCUUCUAAAGGUCCGCCAGGAUCCGACGGCAGAGAUGGGCCGAAAGGAGAAAAAGGAGAUGUGGGAGCACAAGGAAUGGACGGAAUACCAGGCCAUCCUGGAAUUCAAGGAAUUCCAGGUAAGAAAGGUGAAAGGUCAACAGUUCCUGGACCUCCUGGAUCUCCUGGUGCCAAAGGAGAUCCUGGACCUCCCGGGAGGUAUGGGAUUCCAGGAAUGCAGGAUAUAAUGACUAACAUCGAUUUGAGUCUAAACGGCGAUCCGUUACUCCUUAGAGGUCUGAAAGGAGAUAAGGGAGAUUCCGGAUCAAAAGGGGAUACGGGUGAUCCGGGUUUAGAGGGUCCAGAGGGACUGCCGGGACUUCCCGGAGAACCAGGCAGGACUGGAAAAAGAGUAAGUCGGCCGUAG
Helobdella robusta is the source of this 531-nucleotide messenger RNA. RefSeq lists its product as hypothetical. The record is from RefSeq and is a predicted model, not a curated record. The transcript has 7 exons. NCBI's taxonomy places the organism in Eukaryota, Metazoa, Annelida, Clitellata, Rhynchobdellida, Glossiphoniidae. Bases 1 to 531 code for a protein of 176 amino acids.